Messenger RNA from Papilio machaon (common yellow swallowtail), 546 nucleotides. RefSeq lists its product as uncharacterized. The transcript has a single exon. Lineage: Eukaryota; Metazoa; Arthropoda; Insecta; Lepidoptera; Papilionidae. The coding region runs from base 21 to 491 and encodes 156 amino acids. The record is from RefSeq and is a predicted model, not a curated record.
GAAAUCUGCUCUCAUACAAAAUGAUGAAAUUCGUGGUUCUUUCCUGCUUGGUGGCGUGCGCCAUGGCCAGCGUCUAUGCACCCAGUCUAGCAUACAGCGCAUACCCAUAUGCGUACGGUUCAUACAACGGAGCUUUUGGUUUUGCACCUCUCGCAUACAGUGGUGCCUACCUGCAGCCGAGCAACUACCGCGGCCCUCUUUCUCUUGCGCCCGGUCAGCCCGCCGACACCCUCGGCGCUGACGGAAGGCCCCUGGACACCUUGGAGGUCAACUUGGACCGCUCUGCUCACUUAACCGCGAAGGCCCUUGACAGCGGUCUCCAUCUGUUGAAGAAGCGCUCCGUGGUCGCGCCGGCAGUGGUGGCUCCGAUUGCUGCUCCCAUUGCACCUAUCGCCACCUCUCUGAUUACCCCUGCGACCCCUAUCACAUACGCCGCGCCUAUCGCCCCCGCCGCCGUCGCUUACGGCCCGACUUACACUCACUACUUGUAAAAUUUUAUAAAAAAUGUAACAAUGAUUUAAACUGGCAAUAAACAUAUGAAGAUAA